CUGAAUUGCUGGGCUCUGCUGCCCGCUGCCCAAUGUGGGCAUGGGACGCGGAAGGGGUCUCUUGUUUAAAACAUCCCCGGAGCGCGGGGCCCCUCCACCCAUGCAGAGUCGCGCAGGCACGCUGCUGGCCCCGCCCCGGCCCACACGCGAGCGCGCAUUCCCUGGCCUGCCUCCACACCUUUGCACGCGCUGGGCCGCCCUGCCCUCCGCUGCCGCCACGGUCCUCGGCUCCCUGGGGAACCACAAUUAUUCAGCUGAACCAUGUGUGUGGAUGCGCCAGAGAGGCGACUGGCCCAGGCCUGCCUCUAAGAAGCUUAGGGGUUCACCCAGGAGCGCCCACACACACAGGCUCGCCCCCCCAUUGGGACAGCGUGCAAAGCUGGAGGGCAGGGAGGAGCAACUUGAGGGCCUGGGAACAGAGGGACGGCCAGGCCCUGGAGAAGGGCAGGGUCCAUGUUUGGUCACCCUGGAGUGGGGGGGCACCCUGCAGGGCAGGCGGGUAUCCUCUGUCCUUGACUCCGCUGUCCUGGGCGCUGUUCCGCGAUUGCCUCCCCAUCCCCUCCAGGUCCCCAGAGUCCCCGGCAGCCACUGUUCGGUAGCGCAGGGAGCAGGACCCUGGAGAGCAGGGGGCACCACAGUACCAGGCCCCUCUUGUCUAGCUUCAGCCUCACAUCUGGAAGAAUGUCUUCAGGGGACCCCCCUACACACACACACACACACAAACCUACCAGCUGGCAGGAGGCAGAGCCCUGGCCCGAGCCACUGAGCCUACUUUCAAAGCCCCGCCGCGUGACCCCGAGAAGGACUUCACAGCAAAGCGCGCAUCCCAACCCCUGCCAGGCGUGAUGGGCAGGAAUGGGGCGAGUGCAGGGAGGCGUGCACGCCGAGUGGGGCCCCCGCAAGCCUCCACAGCGUGCGUCGUCGUCGUGGCUGUCAUUACGGGAGAGGCAUUUAAAGCAGCCCGGAAAAUGGGUCAGUCAGUCCCCAGCAUGUGCGCUGCUGUCAUUGUGAUGUGCCCCGCUCUGCCCUGGGGACUCCUCCCGACAGCUGCCGGAGGUAGGCGCCAACUCCGGCCCACUCAGCAAUGAGGAAGCCGAGGCGCAGAGAGGUGAAGUCACUCGCCCAAGGUCACACAGCUGGACCCUGGAGGAACUGGCAUCUGAAUCCAGGAUUGCGCCUCGGCUUGGCCUGGCUUCCUCCCUCUCCACAACGGAAAUGCCCAGGGCUGGCCCCACGCAGGCAGCACUGUGGCAAGCCAUCCCCAUCCCUGGCCUCAGUUUGGCGGCGGGGGCCGGCACAGCGUGCGGUGGCCGGGCAGGGAGCUGCCAUCAGGUGGCUGUCCCGGAAGCGCGGUCUUGCUGCCGCUGCCCACAGGGGCCAGGCGCUUCACACAUCCUCUCCGCCCCGGAGCCAGCCCCCCGCCGCCAUGCACCAGCACUACACCGUCCACGCCACCAAGGGCAUGCUGCCCCCCCGGGGCUGCCCCGAGAGCUACUUCUUGGACCCGGAGUUGGGGCACAAAAAAGGACGCUGUCACCAGUGGUGCCAUGACCCAGCGGCCUACAGGCCCUGUCCGCAGCCCUCCCAGGUGCGGUCACAGCUGGUCUACCACAGCCAGCAGGGGGUUGUCGGGGGCUGUCGCCGGGGCCCCCAGCCCCCUCUCCUGCAGCAGCAGCAGCAGCAGCAGCGGCAGCAGCAGCAACAGUGGCAGCCCCAGCCCUCAGCCCCCAGCCCCCUGCGGCAGCGUCUCUGCCCUGGUCCCAGCACCCAGAAGGGGGCGCCUCCAACCACCACUGCCCCCCUGGGACCAGCCUGCAUCCCCCAGCCGCCCACUGCACCCACCUCAGCGGCACCCGCCGUGACCAGCAGCUGCCCAGCCCUGCCCUCCACAACUGGCACCGUUGCGAAGCCCGGCAGGCCCACCAUCACCCAGUCCCUGAAUGCCCCAGGGGCAGCCUGUGGCCCCUUCACCUCCUACAGCUCCGACAUCCUGACAGAGGACGAUGUCUACUGCAGCUGCCUGGCCAAGACCCUCUGCCACGUGCCCGUGCCUGUGACCGUGGGCUUCUACGCCCCCUUCGGCUGCCGCCUGCACCUCAUGCUGGACAAGAUCACCGCGCUGAUGGAGCAGGAGGCGGCGCAGCGAGAGGCGGAGGAGCUGCAGCGUGUGCAGUGGCGGCCGCGGUCCGUGAGCCGCUGGGGCUUCCCUCAGCUGCUGUGGUACCUGGUGUUCAUGCAGCCGAUCAUCACCGAGGUGCACCUGCGGCGCAAGAAUGUGAAAUUCCUCUUCAUCCGCUUCAGCGCCUGGGAGUACGAGGGCACCGACAAGCUGUGGGCCGGCCUGGUGACCACGCUGUGCGAGGGCAUUCGCCACCACUACGGCGCACUGCCCUUCAGUGUGUACUCGGUGCUGGGCAACAAGGCGACGACGAUGAAGGGCUUCCGCCAGCGUGAGUGGCACUGCAGGCGCCGCGUGUGCCUGGCGCUGGUGGCCCUGCUGGUUGCGCUGGGUUUCGGCGUGGCCCUGCUCUACCUGUCGCUGGGUGCCCACGCGCUGAGCCACAGUAGCACCGACAACAACCUGCUGCGGGUGUUCGGCGGCGCAGCCACCACGCUGUCAGGCUCGGGCCUGCUCAUGGCCGUGUACUCGGUGGGCAAGCACCUGUUCGUGAGCCAGCGCAAAAAGAUCGAGCAGCUCGUGUCGCAGGAGAAGUUCGGCAGCCAGCUGGGUUUCAUGGGCGAGGUGAAGAAGGAGGUGGAGCUGGUCACCGACUUCCUGUGCUUCAUGGAGAUCUACCAGCGGUGCCGGCUGCGCAUCGUGCUCGAGAUCACGGGGCUGGACACGUGCCGCUCGGAGAACGUGGUGGGCGUGCUCAAUGCCAUCAACACCCUGUUGUCCGACAGCCACGCACCCUUCAUCUUCAUCCUGGUGGUGGACCCCAGCAUCAUGGCCGCGUGCCUCGAGUGCGCCGGCUCCAUGAAGGGCACGGCUGACAACGGCUACCUCUUCCUCAACCGCACCGUCACGCUGCCCUUCUCCGUGCCCAUCAUGGGCCGCCGCACCAAGCUGCAGUUCCUGCACGACGCCGUGCAGAGCCGCGACGACCUGUUGUACCGCGAGAUGGCGCACCAGCUGCGGCCCGGGAGCCCGGGCGCCAACGAGGGCUCACAGCUGCUGGCGGUGGAGAUGCAGGAAGGGGCCAGGGUCACACAGAGCCACAUAGACGCCGAGGCCGCGCGCCGCAUCCAAGAGGCACUCUACUGCCUGCAUGACGACCGCGACUGCCUCUACGAGUACGUGGCCGACAACUUGGUAUCCAUGCGGCGCAUCGUAAACACCGUGCCUAUCACCGUGCGGCUGCUGCAGCAGCAGCAGCGGGACUUCGGUGGCCCCACGCCGCGCCAGGCCGUGGCCUGGGUUGUGCUCGCCAACCAGUGGCCCUGCCGCCUCAGCUGGGCGCUGCAGUGUCUAGAGGACCGGCAGCAGGCGGGGGGCGCCCCGGAGGCCCGCGCGCGACUCUGGGACGUGUUCCUCGAUAACUGCCAGGAGCUGCACACCAUGACCAAGCCGUUGCACAAUGUGCUUGACCUGGAUGGCGACCCCGAGCUCUUUCAGCGCUUCCUGAGCGAGGACUUCCCCUUCUCUGUGGCUGAGGCGCAGACCCUGCUGCGCUGUACAGUCAACCUGGACCACUCCAUCCGCCGUCGUAUGGGCCUCAUCCGGGCUGUCAGCACACUAAAGCCGCCCAGCCCACCCAAAUCCCCGGCGGGUGACGCCCCCCGCGCUGCCCACGGAGCCAACCAUGCCUCCCGGGCUGACGACGCCGCUAAUGGAGCUGACCAGAGCCCUGGGGCGGCCCGGUCAGGCCACUCUGCGGGGCGCAGCCCUGCGCAGACCAGCGGAGGCCGCCACUCCCGCAGCGAAACCCCUGACUCCCGAGCCAACCACACCUCCCAAGCUGCCCGCGGGGCCCACAGAGUCGACCAGAGCCCUGGGGCGGCCAUGUCAGGCCACUCUGCUGGUCACAGCCCAGUGCAGGCCAGCGAAGCCCCCUAUGUCCGCAGUGAAGUUCCCCACCCCCACAGGGAAGUCCCCCAGCCCCGCGGCGAAACCCCUCACUCCCAAGACUUGACACACCGGAGUAAGCCAAGACCAGUGGCUUGAGUACCCUGUGCUUUAGGGAAUCCAACCCAGGGGUGCCUUGGAUGAAGGAUUCUGGGGCCAGCAGGGGGCAACAGCGCCCCUUCUACCUAGGUGAGGACACUUGUAGGGGACAAGGUCCAGGGUCCAGUGCUGGGAAGGAGGCUGGUGCUGGCUACAUUCCCCCGGUGAGUGUGCGAGCUGGCAAGAGCUGUUGGCAGUAGCUGACAAUAAUACCAGGGUCAGAAAGAGGUGCCAAAGGACCACUAAGAAACUCAAGUUCAAGUGCAAUAAACGAAGGUGU
Phyllostomus hastatus (greater spear-nosed bat) is the source of this 4445-nucleotide messenger RNA. RefSeq names its product NTPase KAP family P-loop domain containing 1 (gene NKPD1). The record is from RefSeq and is a predicted model, not a curated record. The transcript has 6 exons. Bases 1085 to 4165 code for a protein of 1026 amino acids. NCBI's taxonomy places the organism in Eukaryota, Metazoa, Chordata, Mammalia, Chiroptera, Phyllostomidae.